ACACAACUUUAACAUGUGCCAAGCAGAGUGUGCGUAACACAUGUAAGUAUUUGUCUAUAUAUAUGCAGCGGGAUUCGAUCUGGUCCUGGAUUCUGAGUGUAUAUUAAUUAUAGUCGAAACCAGUUUCUGGGGCAUCUCAUCAAAAAAUCAAUGGAAGAUAGCAUUGGAGGCAGUUCCUCAAACGACAACAACAUCAUCAAGGAACAGGACCGAUUGCUGCCAAUAGCCAAUGUUGGUCGGCUCAUGAAGCAGAUUCUUCCUCAGAACGCGAAAAUCUCGAAGGAGGCGAAAGAAACGAUGCAGGAAUGUGUGUCGGAGUUCAUAAGCUUCGUGACCAGCGAGGCUUCGGAGAAGUGCAGGAAGGAGAGAAGGAAGACAGUGAAUGGUGAUGACAUUUGUUGGGCCUUGGCAACACUAGGCUUUGAUGACUAUGCUGAACCAAUGAGAAGGUACUUGCAUAGAUAUAGAGAGGUUGAGGUAGACCAUAAUAAUAAGGUCAAUCUUCAAGAAAGAGAGAAUAAUAGUCCUGAAGAGAAGGACGAUGAAGUAUUUCAAUUGAGUAAUAGAGGGGUUAGGUUUUGAUGACCAAUUAUUAUGCUUAGUGUGAAGUAGUAAUUAAUUAAGGCUUGUUUAAGGUUUGACAUUACUUUUCUUGUAAUACUUUUCUUGUCUUAAUUGGAAUUGAUUGAGCCUGCCUAGAACAAGAUUUCUUGUUUUGCUUC
Molecule: messenger RNA, 722 nt
Organism: Glycine soja
Lineage: Eukaryota; Viridiplantae; Streptophyta; Magnoliopsida; Fabales; Fabaceae
Product: nuclear transcription factor Y subunit B-5-like
Exons: 1
Coding region: 151-582 (143 amino acids)
Biological process (GO): regulation of transcription by RNA polymerase II
Cellular component (GO): CCAAT-binding factor complex; nucleus
Molecular function (GO): protein heterodimerization activity; RNA polymerase II cis-regulatory region sequence-specific DNA binding; DNA-binding transcription activator activity, RNA polymerase II-specific
Source: RefSeq, a predicted model, not a curated record